CAGAAGUCUGGGGUACCACACUGCGCAAAUUCAAGUCGGAACAAAAGCGCCAUGCCACCGACGCGCUUGUUGGCUCACUGGACACACUUUCAGAUACUAUCGCAUGGAUAUACAUCAUAAGCGUUCGAUCAACAUCUUUGACACUGCAUACUGCUGCUUUACCGCUACUCGAAUUGUUAUUGGAGAAUGCCCUCGUUGCAGACGAUUUCGAGCCCAUUUACAAGCUCGUGCGACGGGUGUUGACCGCAACGAUGCAUUAUUGCUCCGUCGAGUCUUUUCAACCCAUCACGAACAUCUUUGUCUCGCGCAUACACGCCCUCGCGGAGCCAUUUGACGAAAAGCGAACACAGAGGUUGCUUCGCAUAUCAUUGGUGAUAUUCGCGUUUCGCAAGCCUACAGCCGAUCAACUUGCAUCUGUGCUCUCCAAGCUGUCUUCAUUCCCGCUUACCUUAUCUUUGAAAAGAGAUGUUGCUGCCAUGAUCGUAGCAUGUUUGAAAGGCGGAGAGCUUGCACUCUGGGUACGAGGUCGCUCCGCUCUGGAGCAUAUCUGGAAGGAUGUAGAGGCCGGUUACUGGGUAGCAGAGGCACUCUCGGCUCUUGACCAGUCUAAGGGUGCGAAUUGGAGAUCGUUCAUCCUACCACAGGUCCAAAAGGUUACUGUUGCGCACAUCGCCUCACAUUCAGCCGCUACCUUGAGACUCUUGCGCAUGCUGGUAGAGAGUAAGCGAAUAGUGCUCGAAGAUGCGACUUGGAAGAAAGCGAUCCAGAAAUCUUGCGCGAAAUUGCUGGACGAAUGGAAGCUCAACGAUAAAUCCUCUAUUCAGCUUCACCACAUUCUCGCCCUCGUCCCACAGCUGCCAUCUCUUGCACCCUCCAUCGCAUCCAUUGUCGACAACAUUGUUUCUUUGGAUGUGAAUCCAAUUCAAAACUAUAUGGAAACGGCUGCCAACGCCUCGUGGUUCUUUGGAUCCUGCCUGCUCGUCUUGGGCGAGAUGGACGAGUUACCCCCUGAUUCCAAGGUCGACGUAUGGCUACAGCAUGCAUUGACACACUAUAGCUGGAGCUCGCCGGUACUUGAAGGAGUAGCCAGCUUAGCAAAGCACGCUGCAAACCCAAUCAAUUUUGUGGAUGCCUUCGAAAUGCUCAAAGCUUCUGUCAUGUCUCACGUUGGGGCGUUGCGAUACAAUGCCCUGCGCAUUCUUGCUUCUGACCUUGUUGUGCGAGACUCGUCGCAAGACCUUGCAGUGACCGCAUGUCUUCAAGCCGAAGAGGUUGAAAUCUCUGCAACACGGGCCCCUGAACGAGUACUGAAGACGGGGAAAGUGGGCAAUGCAGCCCCGGUCGGACAGUCUGCCGGCGCCGCAGAACUUUGCAUCCGUUGGCUCGUUGGUCAGUUCAAGGUCAACCUCAUGCCAGUGUGGAAAGCGACUUCGCAGGCCUUGAUCGAUGUAGCGAAUCGGUCGAGCGAAGAGUUAUGGGAUAUCAUGGGGCCAGAGAUCCUGGCGAUCUUUGCAGGGGCUCUGCUCCAGGAUCGUCCCACAUGGAUUGUAGAGGACGAGGACGAUCGGGAAGUGCAAGAAGAAGAGAAGACGUGGCGCAAUCCUGGGCUACAAGAAACUCUAGAGGCGAUGAAAGGCGCAAUUCAAGAGGACGAAAGAAUCGACGUGGAGAACUACGAGAAGCAACUUCUCAAGACCCUCGAAGGAUGCUCAUCGCUUGCGGAACGACAUAACCGCGAACUCAUCCCACUGUUCCUUUCGUUCGUCUCUCCAAGUGGCGCCAAGAAAGCAUCAGGACACAAUCUCGCAUCAUGGUUAUCUCUUCUAUCCAAGUUCAACAAUCUGGGGGCGGUCGUCUCAGCGGACGAACUUCGCGCGACAUACUAUCCGGGCCUGCUCGAGGAUAGUCAAUGGAAGAAACACCUUACUGGACUUGAUCUGGGAUCGACAGUGCAGCCGUCUGAAAGAGAAGAAUUUGUCGAAUUUCUGAUUCGACUGUUCUACGGAAUGAUGCGUGAACGACGAGGACGGAACAAGUUGCAGGAACGACGGACAGCUCUCAUCAAUUCCUUGCGACAAUGUCACGACUCGGAGCUCGGGACGCUUGUCCAUCUUAUGCUGGAGCCAUUUGAAAUGGCAGAUUCCAUGGCUAUUGAUGGAGGGUUGCAAGUUCGACCCCUCCCAGCUUCGAUGACUAGCAAGCAGCAAGUUGGGUUCCUAGUUCUGCUCGCAGAGGUUGAUCGAAUCCUCGGCGUCAAGCUUACUGCGUACAUCUCGGGUCUUCUCCACGCAGUCACGAUGAUUGUUGCAAACGCACAAAAACCAGGACGAAAAGACGGAGACAAUGAGGACGAGAAUAUACUAGAAGAUGUUCCUGGACAACUUCCUCUCAAGGUCGCUCGAAAUCUUCGACAACUGGGGAUCAAGCGCUUCACAGAUCCAUUCCGCCUUCCUAUCGAAUACGACUUUCGCCCGUUCCUACCGACUGCCUUUUCCGCGUUUAUUUCCUGCCGUCUACCGGCUUUCGAACAAGAGAACUCUCAAUCACCCUCCUCGCUCAUGGAACUGUUCCAUGUGUGGAGCACUCACCCGUCAUAUGCUGCAUUUUUAGCGGACUACGACUCACGAGUCUUGCCCAAGAUCUAUGGCUGCCUCAUCACGCCAAAUGUCAAGCCAGUGGUCAUCAUGCGUGUAUUUGAUAUUGCCGAGAACAUCUUCGCACAUGCCACCACCAAGAGCAGCUUAUCGUGGAAGCCCUUGUGCAGCCGCAUACAUCCAUCCUCAUCGACAACCUCACCGUCAUGCGAUACAGAGUGCAAAGACGGGUGCGGUCACAUCCAACGUCUCGCAUGGCAAAUAUCUGUUCUGCGCAUGAUCUCCGAUCAUGUCAACGAGAGUGCAAAGGUGGACCUAUUGCAAGUGGUCGCACGGCUUGUAUUAUUGCUACCUAUGGAGAACAGAGACGACCACUUUGACCACCGCCACGUUCAGCAUGUCUCGCAGCUUUUGCAAACCCUACGAGGUCGAGCUGCCUUCAAUGAGGCCAUCACCACUCUCGGCCACAUCUCUCGACAGCUCAUUUGGAGUCGCUAUUACAGUCUAGUUCAGCGAUACUUGAAGGCGGUGAAGGACAAGAAGUUGCCCGAAAAAGCUGCGAUUCGUACCGUCGUCAUUAUCCUGGACAGCUUUCACUUCAGAAUGGAGGAGGAUGUCCCUGAGCCUGUUCAAGAGGAGGAAGAUGGCGACGAGGAAGGGGCUGAAGAAAUCGUGCAGUCGGUCCCAGAAACAAAGAUUGCUGAUGCCGUCAACGGACGUCUUCUCUGCCUUGCUCAGCUUUGCUGGAGAAAGAGAGGAAACGGAAGAUACUCUUCGCUUGCCUAUGGCCGUUGGGGUAGUCAAGGUCGCACUGCACCUCCCGCCGAGAAACAACGUGCACAGAUCACCCGGCUGAUCACCAUUGUCAGUCAAGCCUUACGCAGCAAGUCGAGCGAGACAAGAGACACAGCAAGAGAGGUCCUCUGCAAGGUUCUAGUCUCUACAGGCCCCUCUUAUCUCCCCGUUAUUAUCAAGGAGUUGCGUGUGGCUCUGACUCGAGGACCGCAGUUGCAUAUUCUUGCGGUGACAUGUCAUUCGCUUAUCCACCAUAUCACCUCCGAUGCUGGAUUAGCCAACACCGAUGGAAUCUUGGACGAAGUUGCGGCUAGCGUCGCGGAAGUGUCGGCGGAGGUCAUCUUUGGGCAAUCAGGGAAGGACACGCAAGGGGAGGAUUUCAAGACAAAGAUUCGGGAAGUUCGUAGUGCGUCGUCCAAAGGGCUUGAUGCAAUGACGAUUCUCGCCCGCUUCGUGUCUCCUUCUGUUGUUAGCCAACGUCUGCUACCGCUGAAGUCGAUCAUGUACGAGACACAGGCUGCCAAGGUGAUGCAGCUUGUCGACGAGACUCUAAAACGUCUCUCGAGUGGACUAAACAGCAAUCCCUCCCUGGACCCAAACGCACUACUCUCCCUCUGUCAUACGUUGAUCAGCCAAAACGCCAAAUUCCUCCAGGAGAAACCAGAGCUGAAUCGCAAAGGGAAGAAAAACGAUUACGUCGUGCAGACAAAACGAGACCUACCUCAGGCCACGAAGCACUACGCACACAACUCGUAUCGAUUCACCGUGCUUGGACUAGAUCUGUUGACGGUCGCAUUUCGUCGCAACAGGUUCGACUUUCAUGAUGAAGGCAUCAUUUCUCGCCUGGAACCACUUGUCAGUUUGAUCGGGAAUACGCUCUAUUCCUCGGCAACAGCAGUGGUAAUCAAUGGCUUGAAAGCGAUCUCAUCCAUUGUUAAGGCACCUCUGAAGUCUGUACCGAAGUCACUGCUUGUUAUCACCCGACAGCAGGUCAACAUUAUACGACAAUCUGGUAGCGCAGAAUCAGAGGUGGCGCAGGCCGCGCUCAAAUCUCUGGCCACUACCCUUCGAGUGUCCGACCUUCAGUUCCUCCUCGAGUUUAUGGUACCAGACCUUGAAGAGCCUGAGAGACAAGCUUCUGUGUUUGCACUCUUGCGCGCUAUCAUCCAACGCAAGUUGGUCGUCCCAGAAAUCUACGACAUGAUGGACAAGAUUGCGAACAUCAUGGUGACCAGUCAGUCGACACAAGUGCAGGAAGUGUGUCGCGGGAUCAUGCUCCAGUUUCUCGAUUACCCGCAAGGCAAGGGACGGCUUCGAAAGCAGAUGACCUUCCUGGCGAGUAACCUCAGCUACGUGUAUGAGCCAGGAAGGAUCUCUGUCAUGAUCCUGCUCGAUGCAGUCCUCCUCAAAUUCGAUUCUUCUCUCCUCUCUGAAUUCAUUGAUCUCUUCCUUGCGGCCCUGGUCAUGGUCUUGGCAAACGACGAGUCGACCGUGUGCAAGGAAAAGGCGUCAGGACUCGUCAAGAAGCUCUACACCGUUAUGAGCAACGAAGAAAGGCAGAAGACGCUCGAACGAGUCCAUGCUUGGGCUAGUCAGACCACUCAAGCAUCGCUCACCGGCGUCGCUUUCCAGGUUUACGGGCUUGUCGCCCAAGUCGCGAUCGAUAACGUCGCCCAAUACUUCGGCACUAUUGUUGAGGAUAUCAACCAUGCCAUUGAGACUGCUCUGGAGCGAUAUGAGUCGCUCGUGACGCAGGAUACGGAUGCAAUGGAUGUCGACUUGGAUUGGCAAGUCCCAUAUCAGGCGCUUGGGUUGCUCUCCAAGCUCUCCAAGGCGUUCAUCGACAACGAGAGCCAAAGGGCUCUACAAACGGAGAUCGCUUGGGAGACGAUAGUCGACUUGAUGCUCUUCCCUCAUGCUUGGGUCAGAGCAGCCGCAUCCCGCCUGCUCGGGUCCUUCUACGCGUGGAAAAUAUCUUUUGGCCACCAAUCCGACUCGCAUCCAGCCUCACGCGCUGGCAUGAUCACCGUGGCCACCAAUUCCUCGAUUCAAUUGCGGAGCGAGCAUCUCGAUCAACCUUUCGCUCUUCAGAUCGUCAAAAACCUCGUCUUUCUAGGAAAGACAUUCUAUGGCACUCUAGAUGCGACUCAAAAUGCAGAAGAUGAUUCUGAGGACGAGAGUGAAGAUGAUGAAGGAGGCGAGAACGAAAGGGGAGAGCUGUCAAAGUUGGAGCGUAUCAAGCGAGCACCCUUACCUUGGCUCUUCUCCAAACUCUCCUAUCAAGUCCGAACCGCUCACCUCAAGCGUCGGAACACGUUUGCUGCUUCUAAGAAGUGGCAUCUGGAACCCCUCUCAGUCUUGCAAUGGUUCGCGGCCAUGGUCGCGCAUAUGGAAGCGGAGGAUUUGGAGCGUUUCUUGAAUCACGUGUUGACUCCGGUGUAUCGCUUGUUGGAAGACGAUACGAUACGUGACGCUGGCAUGGGUAAACGACUCGUCCUCGAAAAGUUGCUUUGGAUUGACAUUCUAGCAGAUGAAGUGAAACUGGUGGCACAAGAGCUGCAAGAUCUUGUCCAGAGCAAGGUCGGCAUCACCAAGUUUACGGCCGCGUACGGGCAAAUCCGACAAGGUGCUCUGAACGUCCGACGGGAGCGCAAAGUCGCCCGCGCGAUGCAGGUCGCGUCUGAUCCUCAAGCAGCGGCAAAGAGACAGCUACAGCGGAAUAUGGCGAAGAAGGAAAGCCGCAAACGCAAGUCGCAGGCAUUCAGAGAGCACAAGGUCUCUAACUAUCCUUCCAAAAAACGACGCGUGGAAUAG
This is a messenger RNA of Serendipita indica DSM 11827, 6203 nucleotides long. Lineage: Eukaryota; Fungi; Basidiomycota; Agaricomycetes; Sebacinales; Serendipitaceae. The record is from the annotation of a GenBank genome assembly.